Oncorhynchus nerka (sockeye salmon) is the source of this 3574-nucleotide messenger RNA. RefSeq names its product histone acetyltransferase KAT8-like. Gene Ontology annotation, molecular function: transcription coregulator activity; histone H4K16 acetyltransferase activity. The coding region runs from base 45 to 1370 and encodes 441 amino acids. Lineage: Eukaryota; Metazoa; Chordata; Actinopteri; Salmoniformes; Salmonidae. The record is from RefSeq and is a predicted model, not a curated record. Gene Ontology annotation, cellular component: chromatin; MSL complex. The transcript is spliced from 10 exons. Gene Ontology annotation, biological process: negative regulation of DNA-templated transcription; positive regulation of transcription by RNA polymerase II.
ACUCACAUCGUCCGGGGGCAGGCAGUGUUUUGAAAUAACACAAGAUGUCUGCCGGAACAGCGCUAACAACGAACGAGCGUCAUAUUCGAGACAAUAACUACAACAACAAUCUUCCAGAGGACCGAAUGGACGUUGAACUUGACACAGGACACAACGUAACGGACCGGGAAGACUUGGACACUGGAAUACAAGCCACUUGUUCAUCUAACGGCAGUGGUGGGGAGGAGGAUGAGUCGGAGUCCAUUGAUCGGGAAAGAGAAGCCGGGGGCUCGAUUUCUCAGCGCAACGGGGAAGGAGUGUUGUUGGGCAGGGAGCAAGAGGUGUCAGUCGAAAUCGGAGAGACGUAUUUAUGUCAGCGAGCCGACAAGACAUGGCAUUCUGCUGAGGUUAUCCAGUCCAGGCUCAACGAACAGGAGGGCAGAGAGGAGUUCUACGUACACUAUGUUGGAUUUAACAGACGUCUGGAUGAGUGGGUGGGCAAGGCUCGCCUGGCACUGACCAAGACAGCGAAGGACGCAGUUACAAAAAUCGCAGAGGGUGGUGGAGGGGGCGAGCUGGGGGAGCAGCCCGAGAGGAAGAUCACCCGCAACCAGAAACGCAAACAUGAUGAGAUCAACCACGUGCAGAAGACGUACGCAGAGAUGGACCCCACCACAGCUGCCCUGGAGAAGGAGCAUGAGGCGAUCACUAAAGUGAAGUACGUGGACAAGAUCCAGAUUGGAAACUUUGAGAUUGACGCCUGGUACUUCUCCCCAUUCCCAGAGGACUACGGCAAGCAGCCCAAGCUGUGGAUCUGCGAGUACUGCCUCAAGUACAUGAAGUACGAGAAGACCUUCAGAUACCACCUGUCCCAAUGUCAGUGGAGGCAGCCUCUUGGGAAAGAAAUCUACAGGCGGAGCAACAUCUCUGUGUACGAAGUGGACGGACGCGACCAUAAGAUCUACUGCCAGAACCUGUGUCUACUGGCCAAGCUCUUCCUGGACCACAAGACGCUGUACUUUGACGUGGAGCCUUUUGUCUUUUACAUUCUGACUGAAGUCAACAGGCAGGGAGCACACAUAGUGGGAUACUUCUCCAAAGAGAAAGAGUCUCCAGAUGGGAAUAACGUGGCGUGUAUCCUCACCCUCCCACCCUACCAGCGCAGAGGAUACGGAAAGUUCCUCAUAGCCUUCAGCUAUGAGCUGUCUAAAUUGGAGAGUACGGUGGGUUCUCCGGAGAAGCCCCUGUCAGACCUGGGCAAGCUGAGCUACAGGAGCUACUGGUCCUGGGUGCUGCUGGAGAUUCUCAGGGACUUCAGGGGCACGCUCUCCAUCAAGGACCUCAGGACAAUGACUGAAAUCACACCUCCAGGCUGGGUAAGGGCUAUUUGACCAAGAAGGAGAGGGAUGGAGUGCUGCAUCAGAUGACCUGGCCUCCACAAUCACUCGACCUCAACUCAAUUGAGAUGGUUUGGGAUGAGUAGGACCACAUAGUGAAGGAAAAGCAGCCAACAAGUGCUCAGCAUACAGUGGUUGCUCCACUAAAAGUUUUGCGAUUAUGCUGUGGUACUUAGAGGUCAUUUGUGGUUUAGUACGGUACCCUACAUCAUCACUUCAUUGCUCCAGACCAGCGCAAGGGGGAGUUAGAGCACUGUGUCUCUGACAGUGAAUGGGUGACAUAAACCUAAAUAGAAACUGUUAAUUGUGCUAGACUUCACACUAAGGGUUUUAUUUUGUUAGGAUUAUUUUGCUCUUACUGUAGUAGUGUAGCCCACUCCUGACCGGUCACGUUGUACAGCGUCUGAGUGGCGGAACGGACUAAGACACUGCAUAGUAGGUCAAGCUGUGUUGCUACAGAUGUUGGUUCAAUGCCCGUGCCGGCCUCUACUGGGAGACCCGUGAAAUGACUCUAGGUUUUUGGUUUCUCUCCCUUUAAAAACAGAAAUAAAUAAUUAUAAAUAACAAACUGGCUAAUAACUAACUUUAUUUCCAAAUUAGUAACAUUGUCUCAUCCCAUGUUCAAGAAUGGCCUUUUUCUCGCUCAUUUUACAGUAUUUGAAAACUAAAUCAUCUCCCAAAUAUAUUUUAUAAUUAUUUUAAAGCCCCUUGGAUAUUCUCACAGAUAUAUUAUUAACCCUGUUAUUAGUAGGACAAUAUAUAUUGGUCAUGGCUCACAAUUGGCUCCGUGUUUCUCUCCCUCUUAAAACAGAAAUAAAUAUUUUGGCCUUUACAAAUAUUAUUCUGGCCUUUAUUACAAUCGCUCUUUCAUUUAGAGCGAUUUUAUUUUAUUUAAAAAAUAAAAUAAAUAUAUCAUUAUAUAUUAUCAAGUUGAUGCCAGUUAUAUAGCCUGCACCUACAUAAAGUUGAGUGACUCACUCAUUCAUGGCUUUGGAUCAAAAUAAAUAAGUACCAACAUUCUUUCUGAUAGUCUUCUAAUAAAAACAUGUUUUGAUUAUCCUGACCUGGACACCAUGUACAGUGUUAGAACAGCCCAUUAUGGGCUAUUAGCAGGACAAUAUACCUUUACCAACAUGCAUUUACCAACAUGCAUCCAAAAUGCAUUGCUACAGAUACCCAUGCCGCCCGCCACCGGUAGACCCAUGAGGCGGCUUUUGGUUUUAAUUUCGAAUCCUCCAAUCCUCUACAUGUAAUUAUUGGCAGAGUCCGGUCAUAUUUUUCGAUAUAUUGUCGGCCUACCGUAGGCGAUAUGAGUCUCACUAGUCUAGUGUUGAGUAAUGUACUGUGGUGUAGGUCUUAUUUAUUUAAAGAGCAUAUUGAAGUUAGAAGCAAUAGGAUUUGAAGCAAUAGCCUACAACUACUUUAGCUUCUUUCACGCUGCUCUGAGACAAGCAUGGGGACUGGUCUUGAUAAAUCAAUGCGAUUUUUAUUUUGACUGCAUCUCCGUUUGGGUAUUGGUUAGACUACAAUUAUGGUGUAGAAAUAAUGUUAUGCUCUUAGUGUAACCUUUAUUUAACUAGGCAAGUCAGUUAAGAACAAAUUCUUAUUUACAAGGACAGCCUACUCCUUCCUCCCCGUCAGGGAAUUGAAUCCCAGUCUUCCGCGUGCCCGCAUGACACGGAAGCCAAAUAGCCAAGUACUGUAGUCUACUCCCGACCGUCACGUUGUACAUCGCCAUAUUUUCCGUUCCAUCCAAAUGGAAACCCAGAGGGUUUUUCUUGGAAUAAAAACACCAUAAUAUUAAGCAACAUUUCUUAAAAUCAGUCCCGUUAUUUAAGUGCCAACCACUGGUACCAUUAAUGCUAGUUUGACGUUAGAUGCUGCUAAUGCUAUGUUCUUAUAAAAAAAGGUUUGAAAUUCUCUAGUGCAGCCACUACUGAAGGCAAUCAAAUGCUUGUCAAAGAUGCCCUCUGGUGGUCAAGCUAGCAUUAACGGUACCCGUGGUUGGCACUUAAAUAACAUGCUGUGCUGCAGUACGCUGCAACUUUUAAAGGACAUUUCUGUGGGAAUUCCUUCAAGUCUGUUGGAAAAGCAUUCCAGGAGACUACCUCAUGAAGCUGGUUGAGAGAAUGCCACAGUGUGCAAAGCCGUCAAGGAAAAGGGUGGCUCAAGUAUAAAAUAUAUUUCGAUUUCUUUAA